AUGAACACCAAGAAGUGGUUGCAGUUCGCGCAACGGUUCAGCAGACGAACCACAUUUUUUGUGUCCAUCUACUACAGACCGCUUAGAGACAAGACGCAUACAAGGAACCACGGAUGGAUCGCUCAUCUGCACGAUGUAUACCCCCGAGAGCAGAAGCACUACGGCGGAGACUUCAACCUCCAACACCAAACGUGGGGCUACGCACAGUCUUCGAACGGAGCGGAAGAUCUAAUAGGUGAGAUGCAAACAUUUCGUUUGCAAUUGGCAAACAAGAAAGGAACCAAGACAAGACUGGGAGGAGCCGGACAGAAGGACACGACACCAGAUCUAUCAUGGACGACAAAUCAGUACAUACAGCAUCAAAAAUGGAAGUGUCUCCCAGACCCAUGGGGCAGCGAUCACUUCCCCAUUAUCUUUGAGUUCUCGCCCACAAAGAAGGUAAAGAACAUGACGAAGAAACGAGUGGCCAAGACCGUUCACUGGGACAGGUUCAGGGAUGUCCUUAGGGAAGACAAAUCAGAAGAGUCCAGCUUCGAGAGCCUCCUCAACAGCGCCCUGCAGGCAGCCACAAUCAAGACAAACGUUGAAGAAGACGCUCCUAACCCUGAUAUUUUCCUUCUCAACCUCUGGGCCAAGCGACUGCAAGCGGUGCAGAAGUACCGAAAGGGGUACAAAACCCCACUAGGCAGGCAAGCUAUUACUAGAGCGACGGUGGAAGCAAAGGUGUACGCCCAAAAACUAGACUCACGCCGCUGGCUAGAUUACAGCGCUUCACUUUCCGACAAGACCUCGAUCACGAAGCUCUGGGCUACGAGUCGAGCCUUGCUCGGAAAAAAGAAGACUAAAGGAGCGACGCAGACACUAGCUCUCAAACUGAACAAGUCUGAGGAACACCAGCAAGACACUCUACAAGCGGGCCUAGAUACAAUCGAAGCCCACCUAUGCAGGGUGAAAAUGCAAGCCUCUCCGGAGAAAACCAACUACACCGUAAUCGCACCGAAAAGACACCGUCUCGCCAAGAUUGCAGAACAACUAAACCUCGUUCUUGCAGGCAAGCGAAUCGAGCCAUCCACGUCUGUCAAGAUAUUAGGGAUCACUAUUGAGGAGACCGGUAAGGCAGACAUCUGGCUCCAGGACACACUUAAACAUUGCAACUCUGCCCUUAAUGCCAUUCGGCGCAUCUGUAGCGCAAGGGGUGGAGCGUCAGAAGAAAUUGCCAGAAGAAUGGUUAAAGCUUUAGUAGUUUCGCGUGUCUGCUAUGGGGCUCGACACUACUGGCUGACCAAGGCGCAAUGGCAAAAGCUCGAAGCUCUGAACAACCAAGCAAAAAGAAUAAUCACGGGCCUGCCCAAGUUCUGCCCCCUGGGCAAGCUGAACGAACACGCUCAGAUUAACUCCCUACACGAAACCGUUGUUGUCCGCACGGUCGCGCACGGGGAGAGACUUAAGCACACACGACAAGGGAGAAGGAUCCUGGAACUCCUAUUAAGAUGUACCGGAGACCUACCCAAGCUACCACAGGAACUCCCGCCAUGGGAAGAUCACGCAGAAAUCACAGACAACAAGCCAAGCACGCGGAAGGGCGACAAAAAGCAACAAGACCGCCUCGCUAGGGCACACAUCAAGAUGACGGAGGCGUGGGAAGAAGGAACGAACGGGAUCGUGGCUGCAUACACGGACACUGCUUCGAUAGACGGCCCAGUCACUCUAAAGACCGCGGCUGUUAUCUUUCCAACACUAGGCACAAGCGCAACCAAGAACCUUCCAGCCCGCACCUCGGUCAAAGGGGGAGAACUUGCAGCAGUCCGCCUUGCCCUCGAGACGGCCCUUGCAUUACCUGAACCACCACCAGAGCAUAUCCGGAUAUUUACGGACUCUCAGGAAGUGGUAAAAGAAUGCAGAAAAUCAAGAAGCCCUAGCGUAGACGUGCGUAAUAUCAAGAAACUCGCCUCACUGCUACUAGCAAGAGGCACGACUACGAGAAUAGCCUGGGUUCCUGCACACGCAGGAAUACCCGGCAACGAAGAGGUGCAUCGACUCGCCCGCGCGUCCCUUCUCGCUCCCCGUGAACGAGACGAUACACCUUCACUGCAAGACCACGACCACGGCUACGCUCCCGUCCGCGAUCGGGCACCGGCUAGUCGAGCACGAGAGGAAGACUGCAACGAUGGAGGGUACGAUCCAGGAGAGGAACGUGCCCAAAUCAAGCAAGAACACCAAUCAACACUCUGGGAGAAACUUCCCCCAACACCAAACCCUCCUCUGCCAACAGGGUUUGGAAGAAGGGCCAAGGUCCUCCUGACCAGGAUCAGAACAGACACAACAUUAACACCAGCGCGCAUAGCAUCUUGGAGCCGCGGGAAGAGAUCCGGCACCUGCACCAAGUGCAAUAUGGGUGCCAAAGCGGACACUUUUCACUUGUUGUGGGAAUGCCCCAAAUACAAGAUCACCAGGUCGAAGCACCGACCGAGUAACGUCGCCUCUCUGGAAGGUUGGACACACCCGCCAGGCGAAGAGGACAACAAGAGAAGCAUCCUCCGAAGUCUCAUAGAUUUCAUCUUCGAGGCGAACCUGGAUAUCUUUAUUUAGCCUAGUUUAAUAUUUUCUUUUUUUGCCAGCGUCCAGACCUCGCAGCCGCCGACGCACUCCCCCAUCCC
Molecule: messenger RNA, 2657 nt
Organism: Ixodes scapularis (black-legged tick)
Lineage: Eukaryota; Metazoa; Arthropoda; Arachnida; Ixodida; Ixodidae
Exons: 2
Coding region: 1-2589 (862 amino acids)
Biological process (GO): DNA replication, removal of RNA primer
Molecular function (GO): RNA-DNA hybrid ribonuclease activity; nucleic acid binding
Source: RefSeq, a predicted model, not a curated record